GCAGAGGUCACGUGUUGUUUGUGCUAUGGUCCGUAGAGAUGUGUACAGAGCGAGUGAGAGGCAGAUUGGCAGCCCCGCGAGGAGGAUCUACCCAUAAUAGAAACUGGUAAUGUGGUCAUGUUGCAGUCGCUUGGCUUGAAUUGGGCGAGCACUGGCUGGAUAUCCGUUUUCAUGAAGCGGCCUACAGGAGAACAUCACUGGAGGGAAUAGAUUGCGCCCCUCGACCGCCUCUGCUGCUGCUGGAGCUGCUGCUGCUGGAGCUGGACCUUUUUAUCCAUCCCCCCGCCCCCCCCAAAACAAGAAUGGGGUCUCAAACCACAACACCACGGCUGAGAUAGAUAGAGCGACUGCGUUUGGUUCUCUGAUGGCAAAUUUUGCAAGUUACCGGGGGAGCAAGGAGGACAUGCUGAUGCUGGAGCCGCAGCAGAGGCUUAUUGGGACUAAACCGGCGGCGAACGGCGAUUCCUCUGCUGGGGAACCCCCUGCUUCUUCCCUGUUUAGUAGUAUUAGUAGUAGUAGUAAUGGCAGUGGCGGCGGUGGUGGUGCUGGCGGUUCUCGCUUCCACCAUCAACACUUACCGCCUCCUUCUAACCACCAGGCUCCUCCACAGCCACAGCUGAAGGGACAACAACAACAACAGCAGCAGAUACAGCUACAGCAGCACCACUACCACCACCAGCCGCACACGCAGACGCACACGGAUGGCGAGAACCCGGUACUUGAGGGCACCUCCACAGCUUCUACUUCAAGCCACACACAAGCCACACAGGCUACCUCAGCUGCUGCCUCUGCUGCUGCCACUGACGGGGUGGAUGAUAUUAGAAAGUGCGGCUACCUGAGGAAGCAGAAACACGGCCACAAGAGGUUUUUUGUCCUGCGCUCCUCAAGCCAUUCAGGGCCAAGCCGCCUGGAGUACUAUGACAGUGAGAAGAAAUUUCGUAGUAGCCUGCGCUCUGCUGCUGCUGCCGCCGCCGCCACUGCUGCCUCCACAGCCUCCACCUCAUCCUCAUCCACCUCCACUUCAUCAGCCGGUGCUGCUGCCACUGCCUCCCCUCCCAAAAGGGUAAUCUAUCUCUACCAGUGUUUUACUGUCAACAAAAGGGCAGAUUCAAAGAACAAACACCUCAUAGCUCUGUACACUAAGGAUGAGUACUUUGCCAUCGUGGCUGAGAACGAGCAAGAGCAGGAGGACUGGUACCUGGCUCUGAGUGAGCUGAUGAGUGAGGACAAGAAAGGCCACAUGGAUGCCGAUGAGCACCUGGAUGACUGCUAUGGCACGGCACUGACCCCCGGCACUGUCUUCAAGGAAGUGUGGCAGGUGAAUGUGAAACCCAAAGGCUUAGGACAGACUAAAAACCUCACUGGUGUGUACAGGCUGUGCCUCUCUUCAAAGACCAUCCACUUGGUGAAACUGAACUCCGACACCCCAUGUGUGAACCUGCAGCUGAUGAACAUCCGGCGCUGUGGCCACUCGGAGAGCUUCUUCUUCAUAGAGGUAGGCCGCUCUUCAUCAAUUGGCCCUGGGGAGCUGUGGAUGCAGGUGGACGAUUCUGUGGUGGCUCAGAACAUGCAUGAAACCAUUUUAGAGACCAUGAAAGCUCUGAAGGCCUUUGCUGAGUUCAGGCCACGGAGUAAAAGCCAGUCGUCAGGCUCUAACCCCAUGGCUUUCAUCACCACACGCCGCCACCUGGGAAACCUUCCUCCUAGCCAGACUGGACUCCAGCGGCGUUCACGAACUGAGUCUGUGGUGGGUACCCCACCUAGCAGCAAGAGCAGUGGUGCCAGUGGGUACCGCUUCCGCACCUCUAGUGAAGGUGAGGGCACCAUGAACCGCCCCUUUCGGUCUGUCACUGGCAGCCUGAUGCAUCUCAAUACUGCCCGUGCUAACCUGAGCAGACAGGAGAGCAGCAGCAGUGGUGGUGGAGCCAGUAACCGAUAUGUACGAGCCCUGCCGGGUGCCACCUACCACGCGCGGUCUGCCUCUCUUCCUGUCUCCCAUUUCCCCUCCACCACCAGUCCAGUCAGUGUGUCCAGCAGCAGUGGGCAUGGCUCUGUCACAGACACCAUCACGCGCCCCUCCAGCGCUUCCAUCUGUGGCUCCCCCAGCGAUGGGGGCUUUAACUCCUCUGAUGAGUAUGGUUCCAGUCCUGGAGACUUCCGCUACUUUAGGGUACGCAGCAACACACCUGAUUCGCUGGGGAACACGCCACCCAUCCGUGAGGAGCACUGUCUGAGUGACUACAUGGCUAUGGGCUGGAACCGAGACAUGUUUGGUGGGGGUAGCACUGGAGAGGCCUCCCGUGAUGAGAGUGCAGAUGAAGAUUCACGGACAGGAUCUUUCAGGAGACGGACACCUUCCUUCUCAAGACAAGUUAGCGGCAUGAGUGGAGUUGCUGUUUACCAGAAAACUACUCAGACCAAUUUCUCGCUGGACGAGGCUGUGGCUGAGGGAUCUCUGGGCAGCAGUGGCCAGCCAGCCUCCACCUCCUCCUCGCUCCGCUCCGACUACAGCUCCAGUUCUGAACACAGCCAGGACAGACCCCCUGCUUUGCGAGCAGCUGAUUCCUUAAGAGAUGAUGGAUAUAUGCCUAUGAUGGCUGGGGUGGUGCCUUCCCCACGUGACACAGACUACAUGCCUAUGCAACCCAGUGCUUUUCUCUCUGCUACCCCACAGAUCCAAAAUGCUGUUUCCCAGCACGUGGACUCGCAAGGCUACAUGAUGAUGCUCCCAAGUGGGAGUGGGAGCCCAGACUCCUCUGCCCCAGCCAGCCCUCACAUCAGCAACAGAGGUGUCAGUCAGAGAGGUACUGUGAAUGACCGCACUGAGAAUGGAGAAUAUAUGGACAUGUCCCAGAGCAGGCCCACAGCAGCUGGACGAAAGUUAUCUAAUGAUAAUUACUACACGCUGACCACUCCUGAGAUGCCUAAAUCCUAUAGUCCCUACUUCUCCCUCCCACGCUCAUACAAAGCCCCGACAAGAGAUAGGAGUGAACACGAUGAAUAUGUUCCCAUGAGCUCACCAGCCAAACCUGCGUAUAACUCUGCUGCUGCCACAUCUGAGCACAGUGGCAGGUGUUCAUCUAGUGAUAUGGCCCAGCAUAAUGGCUGCAGUGAUGCUCAUGCAAUGGAUCGGCGGGUGACACGCCCUAACCGCCUUCCCCUCAGUCGACGCAGUUUUCAUGGCACGUCCCGGGCGAGCAAAGAACCUGAACGCCCCUCCAGUCCAGGAGAGUAUAUCAACAUUGAGUUUGGGGACCAGGCCACAAAUGCUGCCUGCGCUCACUCUGCAGAGGAUUCCCCUGCAGCCUAUGGCACCAGCUGGGAGCACAGGUGCUCUCCCCUCCCCCAGGACUAUAUGAGUGUGGAGGUGGAUGGCCUUCCGCCAAAAAGCCAGUCUCCACGGCCUUCUCUGGUGGCCCCCUGGAACCCCCCUUCAUAUAUUCGGCCCUUGGCCUCCUCAUCUUCUCACAGCAGUGGGGUGAGUGUGGGUCGGCCAGAUGACUACACAGAGAUGAGCUUUGGUCAAAGACAGGAAUCCAGAAGCCCUUCAGUCAUGAUGCAGCACCUGCGUGUUGUGGAACAGCAUUACUCAAGCUCAACUCCCCCUCCUGAGCCAAAGGUGAUCCUUGCAGACCCCCAGGGCAGGCGGAGACACAGCUCAGAAACAUUCGUCACUUCUUCAGAGGUGACUGGUGGAAGUGGCCCAAAUAGCAGUGCCCCAGUGCCUAGCGGUGCCCCUCAGGCAGGGGCCAGUAAAUGGCAGAGCUCGCCAUCCUUUGACAGCAUGUGGAUGUGUGUGGACAGCGUGCCAACAGGUGAUGCUGGGGAAACAACUGGCUUCUCCUCAGACAGAGCUGAAGCAAGUGCCUCCUCUACAAUGACUGAAAGGACACUAUCUGUGGAACACCAGAACGGCCUCAACUACAUUGCCCUGGACCUGAGAGAGGACCCCCGGGCUGUGGGUGCCCUUGAUGCCCCUCCCUCAUCACCCUCUGCUGUGCCCCUCCUGGAAAAUGGGGCCUAUGCCAGCAUAGACUUUACUAAAUCUGAGGGAAUCACUGCAGCUUCUAAAGAUUAAAGAUGAGCGGCUUAGCUGCAUUCGAGGGAAUUGGAGACCCACCCAGCCACAGACGACCCCAUCUCACACACUCUGCAGAAGCAACACCAGGGGACCUCCACUUGGAUUUUACGUCACGUCCUCCCUUAGAGUUCAUCAUUAUUUAAAACAACAGCAUUAUCUUUUGGAUCCGUGUUGUAUGAGUUUGAUGCUUUAUUAUAUUGCUCGUUUUGAUUUUUUUGACUUUUGAUUUUAUUUCUAUUGCUGCGUUUAAAAGGGAGGUUUGCUCACUAAGAUGCAGGGAGCCCAGCACACGACUCAUUUGGGGAGGUGCUCCGUUUGCAAGCCUACAUGCAUUGUAAUACUGACUAAAUCCAGUUUGUUUGCCACAUAGAUUUCAGGUGCAUUUCAUAAGAAUUUUAGCGUUUUUUUUUUAUAUCUAUUUUUUUUGCUGGACAGAAACACUGCAGAUAUUAGUAUUCAUUUUUUAGAGGUUUGCCUGUGAAACAUUAGGCUUUUGCUUUUUUUUUUUUUUCCCUUUCGUUUUUGGUUUGGAAGUUUUCAGGUUACAAGUGUUCCGCUCGCAGCUUGUGUGCUUCUCCAGCAAAGAAGUCCUCUACUCACACUAUCAGUGCUAUCCCAUGAUCCCUUGCAGGCAUCCCGCUGAGCUAUGACAUGCUAGAGUUGCGUCAACCCUACGUUAGGCCCCAGAAAAGAUGUGCUGUGCAUUCUCCACCCCUAACACACCCCCACACCCCCCAACCCUCCACCCGACAUCUCCUUAAUUCCUUGGUAGGGAACACCCUGCCUCUUCUCCUUUCUGCCAAAUAUUCAGGAUGGAUAGAGGGGGGAGGAGCAGAGUGGAAGAAAAGAGGAAGCGUCUAUUCUGGGACUAAACAAAAUGCCAGAUGAGGUCUGCUGCAGUCUCUGAACUCUAACAGGGCCAGCACAGGGUCAUGGAUAGCAUUGCCAUAAUUGACACAUAAAAACAGCUCUUCCAAAGGUUCCCCUCGUAAAGGAGCUGCAGUGUGGAACUUUAAGGCCUACACACGCACUAAUUCUGCUGUUAACUGAGAACAGACAACAUCAUGUUCCAGUGUACACUCUUAAAAAUGAAGGUGCCAAAAUGGGUGUUUAGAGCAGUGCCCCUGAAAUACCUUCAUCAGUGUGUAUACACCCAUCUUCGAAGAACUGAUUUUGAGAAUGAGAUAAGGAAAUGUGAUGAAGUUUUUUUUUUGAGAACUUUAAAACAUAGUGCACAGUAAUGUUUUGCUUAAUAUAAAAAAAAUAAUUUUUGCACAGCUAUGAGGGCUGAGUCAUUUAUUUUCAUUUGGAUACUUGCCUUAAUUAAAGGCCUAAUGCAACUAUAUGCAACAUGUUUUAAUAGUAUUGAACAUGUGAAUGUAGCUUGCCAUCAGCUACAAGAGCCCUGAGAGAGCACAAUUGGUCUUGCUCUCUCUGGGUGGGUAGAUGGCGCUCUCUCCUCACAUCACUCCAAAGGGUGAUGUCGCUCAGCACAAGGUGUCUGUGAGCUGAUGUAUCAGAACCUCAGAGUGCACUGUGAUGCUGUGAUCAGCAGCAGUUUGAAAAGAGGCGGUGGCUGACUUCACAUGUAUCAGAGGAGGCAUGUGCUAGUCUGUUGUGGCAUCACUAGUAAUAGAGAGAGUCCUAGUGAGUGGGUUGGGUAAAUGGCCUUGUAAAUUAACACUACACUGAGACUUAAUGCUCAUUUAUUCUCCCUUUAGUAUAAAAAUAUGGGUGGUAAUUGUUUCAGUAAACAUACUUCUACAUGUCGUGUACUAUGGCAUGCCUCUUAAGCAGGAAAUCCCCUAAAGGUAAAAGUUUCUGACACCAACAGCUACAUAGCAACAUACACAAAUAUCCUAUGUAAUAGCAAGCAUAAAUUAGUCUUUUUCUAUAUGUUUAAAGAUUUUUCACACAGUGGUCCUUACACCAGCCCUCAGAGACCACCAGACGGUACAUAAUUUUGACAAUUUGAUCAUUUUUAGGGUGGACUAGAGGACUGGUUUAAAAACCACAGCUUUAACGAACCCCCCAUACAUUGCAAUGGUUCUAUACCAGCUGACAUUUUCUUUCCUUAAAGGCAAAUGUCUAAAGCAGAAACCCUUAUUUUUAAGAGUGUAGACGAGAUGAUGUUGUCUUUAACCUGCCCAGCAUCAGGAGGCAAACCUACCACAGGUACGCUGUUAUAAUGAACACACCCAGAAGGUGGGCUCAUCAAAAGAAUGUCGUUAUCAGCACGCACAAUGUUGGAUUUAGUUUAGUUAGUGUUUUUAUUUCAUUUCCUUUCAGUAUUGUACACAUGGUGUGCCAUGCUUCAAGUGGGUACUUCCAGCAGGAAGACGUUGAACAGGAUUAAAGCUGAAUCUUUGCCUUACUGUUUGUGAUUUAACUGUUGUCUGUGUCGACCCUUUUUUAUGGACGAGUACUGAGAGUGAGAAAAGACAGAGAGAGAGCAAAAGAGAAAGCUACUUUUAUCUACAGCUUGCGAUUGACUUGUUUCAGCUUGCUAGGUACAUUAAAUAAAAGCCCUUUCUUUAUUUCAGUACAUUUGAUAUAACUGAACCAAAUGUGAAGCAUUUGAAUGGAUGCUUGUAUUAAUAAUAAAAAAAAGAAUCUAUAUGAAAAAGAAUAGAGAUAUUUUCAUGGUAUGUUGUUGUUGUAUAAUUGUUGGUACGGGAUGUUCAAAAAUGUGAAAGAAACUCGAGUCCUUAAAUGUUUCAGUCCCUUCUGGUUAAGGGAGCUCUUCCUCUGUGCCCCCUUUUUGUAUCAGACCCAUGUCUUAAAGAGCGCAGAUCACAGCAUUCAACUGUAAUUCAAAGGAAACCACACACACGAACAGGCCUUGUUUAAGACUGUUUUUAUAAGGUAAAAAGGAAACGGUACAGUAGAAAUGUGACGUUAACACACACUCUACUAUCUUUGGUUUUGGGUGCAGCAAAACUGUACCCAGAGAGUUUUUACCACUAAGAGAGAGCCCUGCUUUCAGCAUAUCGUUACACAUGGUCCAGCAUAGCAAGAAAAAGAUGAAGGAGGCAAAAUGCAACUGUUUGCUUUCGUGUUUCUCAAGUGAAUCUUUUGCGUCGUACUGUGUCACGGUUUCUGUUGAUUCAACACAUUUAGAGAAAGGACAGUCUAUAUUUCAACUGCUGAAAAAGAAAAAAAACACACGAUACAUGCAGAAGCGCAUCGUUAUGGCAUUAAUAUGCAAGUUCGGUUUAGUUUUCCUUUUAUUUUGUAUGUAGUUUAAACAACAGAGUUGAUCUUUUCUUUUUGGAAUUGUACGGAAUUAGUUAUGAGUAUUGAUUAUUGGAUCUUUUUUUUUGUUUCCUGAAUGAUUAAUUUAGAGAAAGAGUUUGAGGAAGUCAGGGCAAUCCUCAUAUCCUCAGAGUGAAUAGAUUUUUUUUUUUUCUUUUUUGCAGUUUUGUAAAACAAUGUUUUGGUACAGUUGCAUUUUAUUUGCUGCUGUGUGCGAAAAAAUAUAUAGUAAAAAAAAAGUGAAUGUUGACAAUGGCAAUCUUGAUGAUUACAAUGACGAUGACAAAGCUGUCAUGGUUUGUGUGUUUGGUUCAUUUGAAUGCUGUUGUUGGCAGAGUUGAGUUCUUUUAAUGGAGGAAAAAAGAAGAAAAUGCCUCCUGUGUUCAAUUAACUUCUGUUGUAGACUCUGAAAGGGAAAAAAACAAAAAAGAACAUUUUGACAACUGUGUUCAUGGCUGCGUCCAUUGUACAUACUGUUGCUUAUUUUUCCCUAUGUUGAUUUCUUUUCUCCUCUUUUUCCUCUGGGGGGAAAAGGAGAGUAAUGGCAGAUACAUUUUUGAGCGUUGCAUAGUGUUUAUAUUUAUCAGAUUUUUUGCUUUCAAUAGAGCAAUUGCAAUAAAAAUGUGGUAAUGUUA
Astyanax mexicanus (Mexican tetra) is the source of this 7971-nucleotide messenger RNA. RefSeq names its product insulin receptor substrate 2-B (gene irs4b). The transcript is spliced from 2 exons. Gene Ontology annotation, biological process: insulin receptor signaling pathway. Gene Ontology annotation, molecular function: insulin receptor binding; phosphatidylinositol 3-kinase binding. Lineage: Eukaryota; Metazoa; Chordata; Actinopteri; Characiformes; Acestrorhamphidae. The record is from RefSeq and is a predicted model, not a curated record. Gene Ontology annotation, cellular component: plasma membrane; cytosol. Bases 365 to 4078 code for a protein of 1237 amino acids.